AUGGCUAGCCUCGAUCAUGAUAUUGGAUUAAGUAUAGGGAUGACCGGAGAAAGGAGUAAUGACGACGUUUUAAGUAUAAGAAGUCCAUGUCCACAAAACACUUCGUGUGUGCCGGUCAGUGAGUGUCCACUUUUGGAUGAUCUAAUGGAUUUUACGUGUUUUUCUUCAGAUAAAUAUUUUCACCGACUAAACCAGUUGAUCUGCGGCAAUGCAAAUGACGAAGACUACGUCUGUUGUCCAAUGUGUGACUGCGGGAAAGUAUACCCGGAUGGUGCUCCUCAAUGCGGACACAGCAUGGUGAAGGGAGUCGACUACAAUGGAUUAGGGAGCCAGCCUUGGAUCGCGAGAAUUGGCUUUACCCAUAAAGAGUCUGGAAACGUUCGCUUUGCAUGCAGUGGGUCUAUUAUAGGCAAGCGCGUGGUGUUGACGGCGGCGCACUGUGCUCUUGCCAAACCAGAGGGAUAUAAGCUGUCCACCGUCGUGAUCGGUGAAUGGGACAUCGGUCGCAGUCCCGAUUGCAAUGAUUACUUCUGCGCGCCUCCAACACAAGCCAUCAAAGUAGAAAACGUGAUCGUUCAUCCAGGAUACGAACAGAAGAUAUUCAGACAUGAUAUAGCGAUGAUUAUGCUCAAGGAUGAAAUUAAAUACUCUGUGACAGCCGCUCCGAUUUGUCUGAAUGAUAAGCCGGAAAUAGUGAUAAAUGAACGAGCAUCGCUUGUCGGAUGGGGGAAACUGUCGGGUCAGAGUAGCCUGGUGAGCCGACAACAGCAUCUGGAAGUGCCUCUCGUGCCGCUAGAGAACUGUGAGCGUAUCUUCGGAGAGUCAGUACCAGUAAACGAAGGCCAACUCUGCGCCGGGGGUGAAGAGGGGAAAGACGCCUGUUCAGGGUUUGGCGGUGCUCCUUUAUUGCUGUACCGGGAUGGCCGACAUGUACAGGUCGGUAUUGUAUCCUUUGGGUCAGAGAACUGCGGCAGUGAGGGCGUCCCCAGUGUCUACACCAACAUCGCUCACUACUACCGAUGGAUUGUCGACAACGCGCCUUUGUAACUUUAAUGCUCAACCUUCAAAUCAACUUUGAUUAUCCAGAACAGGAAAUUAUUCCAAGUUUGUUCAAGAAAGUUAAAAGUAGUCCAGUGUAACAGCAAAGAUCUGCACUUUGGCUUACUGCGUAGAUUUAAUAAGAAAAUUGUUCUAAUACCCAAUUACUGAAAGAUGCGAUGAAAAUUUCAAAUUAUUUGAACAUUUAAAACUACCUGUUGCUCACGGGUCUGCUGAAACCUGUCAAAUCAGAAAUGAUUGCACAAUAACAUCAAAUCGUGAUAAAAGACUAUUCUAUGUGUUAAUCAUGGUUAUAAACUAUCAGUGUACCAAGCUUCGUCUAAAAUCCAAAGAAAGAGGAACAAACCAUUCUAAAAACUUUCGCGUUUAUAAUUGAUUCAAUUGCAUAUUGAUAGACCUAUAUGAGUAGGCUUGCAGUGCUAAUUUUGUUCUCAUUUUCAGUCUUGUUAUGAGGGAUAAUCAGCCUUAACAUUGCUUUUACUUCUGAUUUUGCUCACACUAAAUACUUCUGUAAAACGGGGUGAAUAUAUUUUUAGGGUGACUAAACAGAGUUCUUCUUAAGAUUUGGACGUUUACGGGACAACACAUGAGGAUAAUAUGAAAAUUCUGAAGCAUUUCAUAAAUUAAUAAAUCAACUCCCUAAAAAACUCUAUUUUCUAUUCACUCCUUGAAACUUUAUUCACCCCGUUUUACGGUACGGAUCUUUUGAUCAUCACCUCUGAAAUCAUGUGAUACGUACAAAAUUAAAUAAAAUGACAAAAGUUCAUAUCGAAAUAUAAAUGUUGUCAUCUGAUAGAUCAAGUGUAUAAGACUAAGUUAAUUUAUAAUAAAGAUUAUUUUUAGAAAUAUUAUUUCAAUGUUGUGUUUUACUUUUAAAAGUUCAAUGUAAACCAUUUCCUGUUACCCAGUACCCUAUCCCUGCCUGUUAUAGAAAU
Molecule: messenger RNA, 1994 nt
Organism: Trichoplusia ni (cabbage looper)
Lineage: Eukaryota; Metazoa; Arthropoda; Insecta; Lepidoptera; Noctuidae
Product: phenoloxidase-activating factor 1-like
Exons: 9
Coding region: 1-1047 (348 amino acids)
Biological process (GO): proteolysis
Molecular function (GO): serine-type endopeptidase activity
Source: RefSeq, a predicted model, not a curated record